AAUUAUAUUCGGACACCUGACCAAACUUUAGUGAUUCAUUUAUAAAUUAUUGACGGCGUGAUUUACACUUCCAUCACAUUUUGUUGAUUUCAAAAUCACAAGCACGUAUUUAUCUUCAUUGGUCGCAGUUGAAUGAAUUAAGAAACAUGGCAUCAGCAAUGGGAGAGUCUGCAUAUACUCCUACUUUGACGGAAACAAUCAAAGUUCCAAGCAAAGUUUUGAGAAAAUCUUCUGGAAUUUCGUGUGACAUCGGCGGUUCGUUGGCUAAGUUUGUCUACUUCUCCAAGGAGGAUCAAGCGACUGGGGAUGAUGGUAAAACGACGUUGAAUCUAGUGUCGUUUCCGAGGGACAGAAUCGACGAUGGACUGUCGUAUAUUAACAAAUGUUUUACAUCUCGAGUGACAAUGGGGGAUUGGCGGGAUGAGAAGAUAACUACAACUGGUAUAGGUGCCUACCAGUACAAGAAGAAACUCAGUGAGGCCCUCAAAGUUGAAACAGACAAAAUGGACAACCUGAUGGAAAGCAAUUGCUUCAUGAAAACGUUGCAGUUGCUUGGCAGAACCGUCCCACGAGCUGAGCUGGUGAACGAUGUUGACGAGGAAGCUCAGGAACAGAUAAAAAAACUUGUUGGACUAAUGUUUAAAAUGAUGGAAGAUCUGAAAGCAUCUGGCCAGUUAAAAGAAGGCAUGGAGUCCCCGUUAGAUGAACAGCUUGUGAGCGAGACUCAGAAAGGAAUUGUUGCGAGUGCAGAUGACUUAGCUAUUCAUUAUCCAUGUGCUGUGUGUGUGAUAGGGUCGGGAGCCGCAGUGUUAAAACUCGAGGAAGAUGGCACUUAUUCUAUGCUAGAGAUGUCUAAUUUAGCAGGGAAGACAUUUCUGGGGCUUGGAGCACUAUUAACAGGGGCGAAGACAUUUGAGGAACUAAUCAGUUUAGCUGAGAAUGGCUCAUCUGAGAAUGUUGACACGAUGAGUUCAGAUCUUCGUAGUGAAGACACAAACAACGAUGCAUAUUCCGCUCUCACACACUCUAUGGACGUUCUACUUUAUUCUUUUGGAAAGAGCACCAAUAAGGAUUUGGGAGAUUUCAAGAAGGAGGACAUCGCCCGCUGUCUUUUAGCCAAUAUGUGCCAGAUUUUGACACAAACAGCUCAAAGUGGCGCGGCAGUCAAUGGACUCAAACACAUCUAUUUUUGUGGGAGUUUCAUUGGACAUGAACUUGUGAGAAGGGAAAUGUCGAAAGCCAUCAGCAAUCGAGCUAUGUCAAAUCCACAGGUUUAUCUUAAACUCAAUUACGGGUUCGUCAAAUAUGGUGGUUAUUUAGGAGCAAUAGGAGCUCUGCUGUUUGCGCAAGAAGAGAAAUAUUCUAAGAUACAAAAAACAGUAGACCAGAGUAACAAGGCCAGUUAGAAAACUCAUCUUGAAUGGAAUAACAAUGAACGAAACUGUAACAGAACAAUGAAACACUAAAGGAAAGAUAAUUGGCUAUUUUUUUCAUAUUUCACUGUCGGGGUAUAGGUACAGGUAUCCUGAUUUGGAUUCUUCCUGUGUGGAAUUUGCUAGAUUAAUCUACACAAAGGUUGAGAAUUAUAGCAAACAGAGGGAUAAAUUUCAGCAGAAGCUUGGGAUAAAUAUUCAAAAUGAAGAUUGAAGAUAAGUAAUGUCCUUCAAAUGUACAUCAUGGUUGCAGUCAGGCAACAGAGGCUACUGCAAAAUAUGAGAAAACUUUUGAAUAUUUGGUGCAAAGGUCAAAAUAAAAUUUUAAGAAUAUCAAUUUACCUUUACUUUCAAAGCUGGCAUUGCUUGAGUAAGUUUUUACUCCUACUCCUCUCUGAUAUUAGGAAUGUAGAUACACAUUUUCUUCUAUUUGUGAUGAAUAAAUUAUUUACAUUUUA
This is a messenger RNA of Owenia fusiformis, 1891 nucleotides long. The record is from the annotation of a GenBank genome assembly. NCBI's taxonomy places the organism in Eukaryota, Metazoa, Annelida, Polychaeta, Sabellida, Oweniidae.